GGAUGCAGGCGGAGGCUUGAGCGCGGAGCAUCCUCUGCCCGGGAGGAGAGCCGUUUUGGGCUGGCGGGGUCCGGGGGUGGGCUGGGCCGGUUUUGACUGAGCCCCUCGUGUUUUGCUGCCCGCCCCCCCCAUUCACCCUAGAGCUGGCCAGAGAUGGGAUUCCCACCCAGGACCACUUAGGAUUUGGCCAUUUUGGCCGUUCCCUCUUAUGGGCUGCAUGGCCUCUGCGAUCCAGAACCACGGGUAAAAAUAGCAGCCGGUGCCAAUUUUGUACACGGUGUCCACCGUUCCUUCAUCUCCUCUCGUCUCUCUUUCACUCACCACAUCCUCUUUUUUAUUUUUAUUUUAUUUUUAUUUUUAACAACUAGAGAUAAGCUCCUCGGUCGUAUCUGGCAUUGUGUGAAGCAUAAUGGCUGGCAAAACAGGACCAGAGCAUCUCUUCAACCCGGCGACUGAGAUGGAGGCCGCAGGAACUGUCCUGGGCACCAAGAUCAACAUCCCAGCUCUCUUGCCCCAAGGGCCAGCAAAGGAGUGGCUGGAUCAGCGCCGGGCCACCAUACGGCCCUGGGCGAAUUUCGUCGACCAGCGGCGCUUCGGGAAGCCCCGGAACUUCGGCGAGCUGUGCAAACGGCUGGUGCGCAACGUGGAAUAUUUCCAGAGCAACUACGUCUUUGUCUUCUUGGGACUCAUUGUCUACUGCCUCAUCACAUCUCCCCUUCUCCUGAUUGCACUGGCUGUGUUCUUUGGGGCCUGUUACAUUAUCUACCUGAAAACCCAGCAAUCGCAACUGGUGGUGUUUGGGCGGGAGCUAAGCACAGCCCAUCAGUAUGGCCUGGCGGGAGCGGUUUCCUUUCCCUUCUUCUGGCUAGCUGGAGCUGGCUCAGCCGUCUUCUGGGUAUUGGGCGCCACUUUGGUGACUAUUGGUUCGCAUGCAGCCUUCCAUGAACUGGAGUCCGCUGAGACCGAUGAGCUUCAGAUGGAACCAGUCUGAAGAGUGGAGAAUCCCACUGUUCCCUCUGAUCUCCUGUGCAUCCACAUGUCCCUGCUUCUCUGUUGCUCUUCCACUGAUCUUUGUAUAUAUCGCUGCUAUUUCAUUCAUCCUUUUAUGUGCCAUUUCCUCUUUUGAGUUCCCCAAGAACUAAAAUCUAGUUUGGGGGCCUCCUCUAGGGGUAUGAAACCAUCAGUGCCCUCUUUACAUCUUUCAUUUUCAGGUUUCUCCUCGCCACCCACAUUCCUGUACAACCUUCCCUUCUCUGAAUGCCUAAUUUCAUUGACUUUGGGGUUUUCCCAUCUAAGACAUCAAACUCCCUACCCAAGAUGCUACAUAUUCACCAUAGUCUUCAACCAAAAACCAAGCCCUGGAGGUUUGUUACAAACUCCCUGCAUUCAACCUUCGGGUUCCCCCCCCCUUUUAUCAGCAACAUCAAAGGAGCAAAAAGUGUUAAUCAGAACAUUCUUGGAACGUUUAAUAGAGCUUCUGAGUGUUUCAUUUGUGCUAGCCAAGAGGUCAAAGUGGCACAUGAAGCCACACCCGUUGAAACAUUUGUGUGUUCACCUAGAGUAACUCUGCCGUUUAAUUAUGCCCAUAUGUAUUGGUUUGCUGAACAGUGAAUGGCAGCUUUCCAUAGGAAAGAUGGUGCAGGCCUAUUCCAUUCUUGGUUGCUGAUGCCUACCAGAAGAGGAUCACAUUUUAAUUGGAAAUUUUAAAAAAAAAACCACCAAAAUCUGUGGUCAGGAAAACUGAAUCUGUCUGUGCCAGAGGUGGAGUAAACUAACCCAGCUCUGCACAUUUCAUUUUGCAUGAUUUAGUCAGUUUCAUUUGUUUGAUCCGCACCAUUGAUGUAUUUAUUGAUCCCUGAGACUAAAAAACCGAAGCAACGGCAGUGUCACUAAUUCACAUGGGUUAUAAUCUAGUAGUUCACUUGUGCAGGCCUUCUUAGCCAGAAUCCUGUCGCUAGUGUCAACUAGAGUAGAUCUGUUGAAUCCAUGGGAUAUGGGUAAGUGUUGAUUCACCAUUCCGCAGUUGAUUUAUUGAAUCUACUGUGUUUGGAAGAAGCGGUAAGAUUUAGGUCGCUGAAAUUUCAGGACCUACCAGCCUUUUUUCAACCUCUAGUUAACCCACUUAUUGCAAUGACUUAAGCUUCUGUGCCUAUUUAUAUUCCCACCCUGCUUCAGCCUCUAAUAACAGUUAUUUUAUGAAGCACUCUCCACCACUGCUUACCAUCUUUAAAUGUGAGCUGUGCUGUAAGUUGUACUCUUACCUAACCAUUAUUCAUCCACUGGAGAACAUUAAGAGUCUUAAUGCGACGCCAUUUACAAGUGACUAAUAUUCUCGCAGCAGUUAAUAAAUUCUAGAUUAAAUCA
Molecule: messenger RNA, 2364 nt
Organism: Pogona vitticeps (central bearded dragon)
Lineage: Eukaryota; Metazoa; Chordata; Lepidosauria; Squamata; Agamidae
Gene: RABAC1
Product: Rab acceptor 1
Cellular component (GO): Golgi apparatus
Source: RefSeq, a predicted model, not a curated record